This is a messenger RNA of Cryptococcus amylolentus CBS 6039, 2093 nucleotides long. RefSeq lists its product as hypothetical. The record is from RefSeq and is a predicted model, not a curated record. Gene Ontology annotation, cellular component: nucleolus; small-subunit processome; Noc4p-Nop14p complex. Gene Ontology annotation, biological process: ribosome biogenesis. The coding region runs from base 8 to 1966 and encodes 652 amino acids. Lineage: Eukaryota; Fungi; Basidiomycota; Tremellomycetes; Tremellales; Cryptococcaceae. The transcript has 5 exons.
GCGCACUAUGGCCCCCUCAAAACCGAAAGGGGCAAAGCUGUCUACAGACCCCCUCAAGCAGGUCUCCAAAUACGAAUCAGCCCUCACCGCCUCCACCUUCGACCCUAACCCCCUUCUGCCCCUUAUCGCGCUCGCCAGGCAUGACGACCCCCAGAUCGUGCACAAGGCUGUAUGGGCUUUGCACCGUGUUUUUAUCAAGCUUAUUGGGGAUGGAAAGGUCGGGGGGCUGAGUGGGGAUCUUGUUAAUGGUGCGGAGAGGGAGCAGGUGGUGGGGGAGGAGGGUGAGAAGGCGGUCAAGGCGUGGGUGAGGGAGAGGUUGUUGGAGUAUGUGGAAGUGUUGGCGGGGCUUAUGAGGGAUGAAGAGUCUGCUCUCAGGGCGUCUUCAGUCCCACUCUUAUUCUCCCUCCUCCCAUCUCUCUCCGCAUCCAUAUCCUCCAAACCCAUCAUCCACAUCCCCUACUUCCGCCUCAUCCUCAACUACCUCAUCUUCCCCCGCCCCUCCCUUCGAGGUGCCAAGCCCAAAACCAAAUCCGUCGGGUGGAAAAUCGUCGCUGCCAACCAAGUCGCGGACGCGGACGGCGUCUUGCCGGAAGACGUCGCGAAAGUGGUGGUUGACGACUUUUGGGCGCCGCACGAUGAUAUCCGAUGGGCCUUCUUCAAGGAGGCUUCUACUUUGAUCCAGGGCCAUACGUCUGUGAUUGCGCAUCCGGAGAAUGUGCUUUUGCAAGUACUCCCGCUCAACAAUCUUCCCCGCGAAGCGGCCGACAUUAACGCCUUUUACGUCUCUGCCUUCUCCACGCCGCCGGCCAAAGGGGAAGGCGAGGCGAGACCUGUGAAAAAGUCGCGGUCGGUCAAAGCGAAAAAGGGAAAAGCCAAAGCAGAGGUCGACGCUUUGCCAGACUGGAUGAAAGACUACGAGUCGUCCGAUUCCGAAUCCGACUCGGAGCUCCAAGCCGGGUCCAAGAAACGUACCCGCACCUCCCAGCUUUCCCUACACGCCUCCAUCUACUCGAUCGUCUCUCACACUACCCAAUUCACCGCGCUUUGGGAGAGUGUGCUCUUCAAUUUGAGGCUGGAUGAAGGAUGGACACGCAAGAUUUUGGUAGCGCUACACGGAGAACAGGGGAUCUUGAGUUUCUGGAAGAAGGAGAGGAGAUUGAGGGUGGCGGAUUGGUUGGGCAGCUUGGUGGAUCAAGGCGGGGUGGUGGGGAUGUUGGCGAUGAAUGGGUUGUUUGUGUUGAUGACAGAGUACAACUUCGAGUACCCGAGAUUCUAUGAGCGGCUGUACGGGUUGCUGGACAAGGAUGUGAUGCACGUCAAGUAUAGGGCGCGAUUUGUCCGUCUUCUCGACAUCUUCCUCAAAGGAUCUCUGCUCCCCGCAGCCUUGAUAGCCUCCUUCAUCAAACGCCUCUCCCGUCUCGCACUCUCCGCCCCCCCAGCCGGCAUCAUCAUCAUCCUCCCCUUCUUGUAUAAUUUGUUCAAGAGACAUCCGGGGUGUAUGGUCAUGCUUCAGCGCCAAUCUGGUGAUCGGUUCGCCAACAAUCUGCCCAUUCUCAACCUUUCUUCUUCCGCCGGUUUCGAGAAAGAGGAAGAGAAGGUGGAGAAGAGCGAAGCGGACCCGUAUGAUGCGGAGGAGAAGAAUCCCUUGAAGACCAGGGCGAUAGAGUCGAGUUGCUGGGAACUGUCGACGCUGCAGAAACAUUAUCUCGCUUCUGUGUCGACUUUGGCGAAGGUGUUUGGGGAGGUGUUUACGAAGGCAGAGUAUGAUAUGGAAGAUUUCUUGGACCAUGGGUAUGGUACUUUGUUUGAGACUGAAAUCAAGCGUAAAAUCCGACACCCGCCAGCACUUUCUGUAGCGCUCGAGACUGGGGCCAAGACCACCAUCUUCCCUGAUGGUGAGAAGAAGGAGGGUGAAGACGGUGGUGAAGGGGAGGAGGAUGUCGUGGCAGAGUUGUGGGCUUUCUAGGGGCGUGAAGUUGGGUAGAGGUCUGGGAGCCGGACGGGGAAUGGGAAUGGGGAUGUAUUAUCAUAAUGUUUUGCAUGUUCAUGUUUAUUCUUCCUGAUUUAUCGUUCACGAUGCGUACCGCCAUGCA